Molecule: messenger RNA, 1998 nt
Organism: Lentinula edodes (shiitake mushroom)
Lineage: Eukaryota; Fungi; Basidiomycota; Agaricomycetes; Agaricales; Omphalotaceae
Product: Endonuclease/exonuclease/phosphatase
Exons: 1
Biological process (GO): base-excision repair
Cellular component (GO): nucleus
Molecular function (GO): double-stranded DNA 3'-5' DNA exonuclease activity; phosphoric diester hydrolase activity; DNA-(apurinic or apyrimidinic site) endonuclease activity
Source: RefSeq, a predicted model, not a curated record
AUGGAAGAACACCCUCUGGGAGAAGAGGAAAACCAAGCCCGAAGGGGAGACAACACCCGGGGACGAGAAGAGGAUGAGAACCAGGGAUAUGACUUCCCUGAUAACACCCAGCCAUCUAGGCCAAACCACCAAACCCGACGGCAACUUGAGAAACAACAGAGGAAGAGUACCAAGGCUGGACUUAAUGUUGUCUCACUGAACCUGAAUGGAUAUGGGGGAACUGGACCCUACCAUAGAGGAAACCGUUGGACCAGACUAAACACAAUGCUAAAGGAAAACCGGAUUGGGAUUGCAAUAGUACAGGAGACACAUAUGACAGAGCCGAAACGAGCACAAACAGAGUAUGUGUUCCGCAAACAAAUGAAGAUUUUUGCUUCGAAUCACCUAACUAAUCCAACGGCAGCAGGAGGUGUAGCUGUGGUACUGAACAAGCAGUUCCUCCCCACAACAGGAGCAGAGUCUAAGGAGAUCGUGCCAGGAAGAGCCUUACUAGUGAAAACAGAUUGGCAUAGAGGAGAGAAGAUUACAGUCCUAGCGAUAUAUGCCCCAAAUGUAACGGCUAAUGAUGGCACAGAGAGCGCAGCAUUUUGGGAGGACCUGCGGUCCUUUUUCGGGCAUCCCGAAAACCGGCAAUGGAGACCAGAUCUGGUGGCAGGGGACUUUAACAUGGUUGAGGAUGCCAUUGAUAGACUCCCAAUGAGGAAUGACCCAUAUGAGACAAGGGAUAAACUAGAUGACCUCAAGAUGGAACUGAGGAUACGUGAUGGCUGGAGAAACACGUACCCUGCAGACAAGGUAUUCACCUUCUCCAGAAACGAGAGCCAAUCUAGACUUGACCGUAUCCAUGUCACGGAGAAGCUGCUGCAGUCCUCAAGCCAGUGGAGAAUAACGCCAGUUGGGAUAGACGGUGUAGACCACGAAAUGGUAUCCGUGAGAGUGGCACAUGAAGAUGCGCCAAAAGUAGGACAAGGAAGGUGGUCCAUGUCCAUAAAAACCCUGAGGAAUAAAGACUUUCGAGCCUUUGCAAAACAGAGAGGAUUAAAAGCGAUUGAGGAAAUUGAUGCCCUGCCAGUACGCACAGGUCAGCGGAAUGCUCAAAGAAUACUGACAGAAUAUGUAAAGGAUAUAACACGCAAGGCAAGAGAAAUAGAGCGGACUCAGAUCUUGGAAUACCAGCAGGAAAUAUCAAGAGUGCAGAGGGAGAUCCGGCGGAUUGGGAGCACUAGUGGAAUGAACGAGAGAACAAAAGCAGGAAAAAUUCAUGGUCUAAAGAAACAACUCAAGACAAUGGAGUCCAAAGGUAACGAGGCCAGGAAACGGCUCGGCGCUGCGAAAGAUAGACUGAUAGGAGAGACUAUAUGUAAAGAGUGGGUCAGCGCAAACAAGGAGUGGAAACCCCGAGACAUGAUAUAUGCACUAGAAAAGCCACAACAGGCGACCCAAAACCCAACUGCAAAUCAGGAUGAACCCCUCCUCCCCAGAGUGCAAUAUGAGAAACACUCCCGCCAAAUGGCAGAACUUGCCAAGGACUACCAUGAGCAACUGCAAACAAAAGGCCUUGAACAAGACCCACAACAGCAGGAGCAAGCAACAGUGGAAGUCCUGGGCUAUCUAGAUGCAAAGCUGUCAGAGGCACAGAAACAGUAUAUGGGAGAGAAUCUCGCCUGGGAAGAAGUGGCAGGAGCACUCAAACUCUCCAAAACAGGGAGCUCGGCAGGAAUCAAUGGAACCACUUACGAGUUCUGGAAAUCAAUAGCGGAUGCAUACAGAACAGAUAGCAAGAAGGAGGAUACAGCUGCAUUUGAUAUAGUCAAACUCUUGAUGGAGGCCUUCGUUGACAUACAGACCUACGGAGUAGAUGAUACAACAAAGUUUGCAGAAGGAUGGAUGUGUCCCAUCUACAAAAAAGGUGACCGAAAUGUGAUUGCAAAUUACCGACCAAUUACCCUCCUCAAUACGGACUAUAAACUGUUCACCAAAGCACUAGCAAUGCGACUG